Dentiscutata erythropus is the source of this 969-nucleotide messenger RNA. Lineage: Eukaryota; Fungi; Glomeromycota; Glomeromycetes; Diversisporales; Gigasporaceae. The record is from the annotation of a GenBank genome assembly.
AUGAUUCAGACUAAUGUGGAAAAUAAAUUACCGUCAAAUAUUGAUAUUUCACAAUUAAAAACGGUUCUUGAACGAUUCAUGUCAUAUCCAGACUCGAGAAUCAAAGAUUUCUUAGUUGAACGUGAAAUUCGAAGAAUUCAAAUUCAAGCUCAAAUAUUUAAAAACUUAACAAUAUUUUCUAUUGAUCGAAGUAAAUCUUUGUCCAAAUCUUACGAAUUUUUACUUAAAGGAUUUGAAAAAGAUAAAUUAUCAUUUCGUGGUUUGAAAAAUACAUUUCUUCAAAAUUCAAAUUCUAUCGGUUCACUUUUAAAUUCAGAACUAACAAUUACAAAGAUGUUUCAAGAAUGUGAAAGGAUUCGUAUGGCUUAUCAUAAUAUAAAUAAAACUUUAGCAAAUGUUUCAGAUAAUUUGGAAGAUCGAAUACGUGAAUUUAAGAUUCAGAAAUUUGAUCUUAAUCGGGAAGCUUUAAAUUUGCAAUCAGAAGCAAAAUAUGCACAAGCAGAAUGUGUAGUCUUAGGUGGCUCUUUUGGUGUAUUUGUUGGCAUUAUUGCUGGAGUCGGUGUAGGCUCUUAUAUGGUUCCAUUUGACGGUGGUGUGGUGGUUUUGUCUACUGUUCUUGCGAGUAUGUGUGCUGGCUCUUUGUUCGGUCAAAUAUUAGAAGAAAAGAUUAAUAAGGCUGCUCAAAAUAAAACCAGAAAAGCCGAUAAAAUUUAUGAAAAAGUCGAAUACGUUAGUAAGAUCGUUGAAGAUGUUGAGACAUUUAAAUCAAGUGUUCAGAAAUUCGAAAAAUUUUGGACAGGACAUGUUGAACAUCUUACUAGUGUACAACAAAUAAUUGAAAAUUCAUCAAAAGGUGAUAUUGAUUUGAAACAUAUUAAUAUUCAAACCAUUUUUAAUGAUUGGAAUAGGGCCAAAAAUUCUUUGUAUAACUAUGGAAUUAGUGCAGAAGAUUUUCGAAUUUGGCCUUAA